Beta vulgaris subsp. vulgaris (sugar beet) is the source of this 1266-nucleotide messenger RNA. RefSeq lists its product as uncharacterized. The coding region runs from base 1 to 1266 and encodes 421 amino acids. The transcript is spliced from 3 exons. NCBI's taxonomy places the organism in Eukaryota, Viridiplantae, Streptophyta, Magnoliopsida, Caryophyllales, Amaranthaceae. The record is from RefSeq and is a predicted model, not a curated record.
AUGUUUCAAGAGAUUCUGAAUAGGGUAUAUGACGUUGUUGGAUGUGAUCGUAUGUAUGUGGAACUGAAAUUGUUUAUGAGAUAUCCGAUGCCGGGAAAAUAUGUGCCAAUUGCACUAGAGGAUGACGAGUCACUGAGUGCUAUGUGGCUUUCAGUGACACAAACGUCAGCCAUGGCAAUGGAGGUGUACAUUGAACAAGUUCCCAAAGAGAUAAAUGUGCAAAGUAAUGUGGGUUAUGUACCUUCAAUGGACUUUAGGGAUAGCAUGGAGGUACCGACAUCAGCUCCUAAUAUGCAAUUUGAAUCAUUUACUAGCAUGUUGUCAGACCCACAUUAUGAGCAUGUGGAUUCUGAUAGGGAUGAGGAUGAUGAUGCAAGAGAAUUAGUUGACAAGGCAAUAAAGGCUGGUGUUCCUUCACAAGAUUGGCUUAGAGUUGACGAAGUUGAUCAAAGGUUAAUAGAUUCAUGGAUGACUUGGAAUGUCACUGGUUCAUUAACUGUGGCUUCUGAAUUUGAGAUAGGACAAGAGUUCGCCUCAUUGCAGCAAUUAAAGAAUUUUGUGAAAGCAUGGUCGAUCUCUAGAAACCAGAUGUUUCGGGUGUUAGAGUCAGAGCCCACAAAGUAUGUCAUUGAAUCAAUUUUAGGAGACAUAACAUGUGGAGACCAUCCUCUCAUUUCAUCAGAUUUCGUUGCUGAUCUUAUCGAGGAUUUCAUUAGGACUGAUCCUUCAUUCAAAGUUCAGUCCAUCCUUACUGUUGUGAAGAACCAAUAUCAAUUUUCAAUAACAUAUAAGAGAGCUUGGUUAGCAAAACAAAAGGCAAUCAGCAAUAUUUUUGGUGAUUGGGAGAAGUCGUAUCAAGAGUUACCGAGGUACUUGCAAGCCUUGAAAGAGUCCAAUCGAGGCACUGUCGUUUACUGGAGUACGAUCCCAACACAAGAUCCUACUACGCACAUCUUUAGGAGGGUCUUCUGGGCCUUUAAACCCUCCAUUUCCGGAUUCCGUCAUUGUCGGCCUCUUAUCACUAUAGAUGGUACUCACUUGUACGGGAAAUACAAAGGCAAAUUAUUGAUUGCUAUGGGAACAGAUGCUAAUUUCCAGCUAUUCCCACUUGCCUUUGCUGUUGUGGAGGAAGAAAGCACGGAGGACUGGUCUUGGUUUUUAGCUUGCAUUAGAAGUUCCGUCACAGAUAGAAAGGAUCUGUGUGUCAUCUCUGAUCGUCAUAGGGGUAUCCUUGCAGCUAUGAAUGAGCCUGGUAGUGGAUGGUAG